Molecule: messenger RNA, 261 nt
Organism: Drosophila kikkawai
Lineage: Eukaryota; Metazoa; Arthropoda; Insecta; Diptera; Drosophilidae
Source: RefSeq, a predicted model, not a curated record
AUGGGUCGCCGCAAGUCCAAACGUAAAGGACCACCACGGCGACAGAAUAUUGUGCCGCUGCCUGUACUUUUCGAUUGUCCUUUUUGCAAUCACAAACAAGCCUGCGAAGUGAAAAUGGAUAAGGAGCGAAAAAUAGGACGUGUUAGCUGUACUGUCUGCUUGGAAAAGUAUCAGACGUCCGUCAACUUGCUAUCGGAGCCAAUCGAUGUCUUCAAUGAUUGGAUUAGAGAUUGGAUUGAUGCCUGCGAGGAGGAAAACUAA